This is a messenger RNA of Cottoperca gobio, 7101 nucleotides long. RefSeq names its product reticulon 3 (gene rtn3). The transcript is spliced from 9 exons. The record is from RefSeq and is a predicted model, not a curated record. Gene Ontology annotation, cellular component: endoplasmic reticulum membrane; neuron projection; postsynaptic density. Gene Ontology annotation, biological process: neuron differentiation; endoplasmic reticulum tubular network formation; brain development. Lineage: Eukaryota; Metazoa; Chordata; Actinopteri; Perciformes; Bovichtidae. Bases 224 to 3718 code for a protein of 1164 amino acids.
AUGUUUUUUUCCCCUCCUCCAUAGUCCUCCUUGUUUCCCUCCAUCUCUGCUGAUCUGUCAGUGCUCGGACGUUGCGUUAAGGUGCAGACCCGAGUCCCGCUCUUGGGGAAAUUUGAGGAAAGUCAGACUACAUAUACGUCUUCAAAGGACAGUAUACGACUAUUUGUAUUGAGACGACAGACAUUUUACCGCCUUUGUGCAGUUGCUUUGAAACUACAGUAAAAUGGAUCCAAUGACUCAGUCCACCCAGAUAUCAUCGUCGCAAGGGAUUGCCGAUGGACAAAAUGCGGCUCCCAAAGAAUCAAAGCUAUCCGAUUCCUUUCUUUCCUCUUCGCCUGUAUCUCUCAUUCAGUCUCCUCAAGACAAAAGAGUGGUCCUGGGCUCCGACAAGCCCUGCGAAGGUGUUGCGACAUCCCUUCGGUUUCCUUCUCAACCUGGCUCAUUCACCCCUGUUAAUUACGGUAGUGAAGCAGGGCCGCCAGAUGGACAACCGGAUUCACCGAUAAAGACGUCUCCUGUUUCGGAGCGAAUAAAGGCACUAGAAGCUCUUGCUGCCAAAAAGAAGGAACCAGAUUUUAAAAGCGAUGGCGGUUUCUCUCACUUCAGAGACCGCCACCAAGAAAAAUCUCCAACUGAGACGCCCAAAUCUCCGACUGAGACCAAAAAAUCUCCCUCAGUGACCCCCAAAUAUCCCACUGAGACCCCCAAAUUCUCGACUGAGACCCCUAAAUUCUCGACUGAGACCCCCAAAUUCAACACUGAGACCCCCAAAUUCAACACUGAGACCCCCAAAUUCAACACUGAGACCCCCAAAUUCAACACUGAGAUCCCUAAAUUCUCCACUGAAACAACCAAAUCUCCUACAGAGACCCCAAAAUCUCCCACUGAGAAAAUUACGCCGACUGUCCAGCAAAGAGGAGGUUCUGCGGAUCAGGAGUCACCGGAAUCCCCCUUUGAAGUACUUGGGGAAUUAAGAAAAGUGAAUGAAUUUGAAGAAACAGAAGAGUGGAUGAAGGCUCAUUUACCUCCUGUGCCUGACUUUGAUGUUGUAGAUUUAAUUAAAGGCACCCUGACUUCAGACAAUGUUACAUCAAAGGACAAGAAGGAGAUUGACAUAGUUAUACACGAUGCUCCUGCUACCUUUGCUGGUGUCCCUGAUGCUUUCAUGGAUUCACCUGCUGAAGUGCCAAAACUGAAGGAAGAGUUCAAUGAUGCACAGAAACAGCCAAGUGUUGAGGAGGAGUCUGAGUUUGACCUUAGCUUUUUGCCAACGGCCCACAUGUGGGAUCAGCAGGACAAAUCUACCCUUGAUUCAGUUCCAGCUUCACCUGCACCUCCUGCAGCCUUUGACUCCCCAUCUCCUCCUGUCUCUCCACUAGUUGGCAAGGAUGCUAAGCAGAAUGUUUCCGAUGACAAGAAGACAACAUGGACCGGAGAUCUGGAAGCCCCAGAGGCAAGUGAAGCUGACAGCUCAGGAGAGUCAGAUGACACUGUCAUUGAAGAUGGUAUCACAGUUUCUGCAUCAGUUCCUCCUCCAUCUUCUGAUCAAGCAUUUUCCGCCGCUCCCAAUCUUCCCACUGAGGAAAAGGAAACUCCUCCAAAGUCUGAGAGGAAGCUAAUGCAGGUUCCAACAAUAAAUGUUAUUGAGACAGACGAGCCAAAUUACAGUGAAGAGGAGAUGGAGAUGGAAAUGGAAAUGGAGCUUGAAGCAGAGGAAGAUGAGGAUUUUGGGGCUGUAAAAGACCUAGCGAGAGAGGCUCCAAAAACCCCAGAACCAGAGCUAGAGGUCAGUAAAUAUGAACCACCCAAAACACGGCCCUUAGAAACUGAGUUCAUAGAAGGCUACUCUCCUCCGUCCUCACCUGUGGACUCUGAUGCUGAAUACUCUCCUAAACACAACAUACUCAAAUCUCUUCCUGAAACAGUACAACAGGAAUCUGCAUCAAAACCUGAGGCCCUACCCAAUCAAGCACACACUGAUAAAUCACAGACCACUUUCAAUAAAGGAAAUGAUGAACCCUACCCUUUCACAGUCACAAAUAAAGAAGUGGACUUCCUUGACAACGAUGACGAGUGGUCAGAUGAAGCACAGGAUAUCCUGGUCAAACCUUGCAAGACUGAUCUUGCGUUCAUGGAAACAACCAACUGCACCAAAUCCAAGGUGGAUGAAAAGAACACAGCUGCAAAAGAGGCUCAUAUGGAGAUGGCUUCACUUUCUAAAACCAGCUUCAUGCAAGAUGAUAUAUAUGACAGACAAUCAUUUGAUUAUGAUUAUGAUGCAUCCUCUCCCUUGGAUGACAUUGAUGAAAAAGGGCUAAACAAUGCUAAGGAGCAGUUUCUUUCUGAUCCUUCACAAAUCAACGACGAACCACGGAAUGCAAGUAGUCAAAUUCUGGACAAUUUCACUUCAGUGAAUGAUGACGAAGCCUUCCCUAAACCAGUUGGUCAGCCAUGUCUAAGAGAUUACCCCCAAGACCCAUAUUCCUCUUUCCAAAGUGAGACGCAAAGCAAUAUCAAUGAGCAAGAGUUCAAUAAGACAAUGACCACUGACAGUGUUACAGAUAACAUGGCAAAUGGCAACUCCCUCCCAGCACAGAAGAUUGGCUCAAAGAUCCAGCCAGACACUAGAGCAAGUCAACAUGCCCCUGAAACUACAAGCAACCCUGAAAACAUUGACUCUGACAGCUCAAUUUCUGAACCUACAGAUAGCUUUGUGGAGUUCAUGCGAGAGUGCCUGAAAUCAAGGCAGGAUGAAGAACCUGACGACACGCACCAAACUGUACCUUCCAAGAACAAGCUCGGCAAAACUGGUUUGCCUCCUUCCCAGUCCCCUCCAACCAUGUUGAUGGAUCUUGAACAAGAACGUCUUACGAUCACUGCUCUCAAAGAGCUUGGCAGCAGUCAAGAGGAGGAGGAGGAGUUGGCGUAUCUACAGUCAAAGGUUCCUGACCAAGGAAAAACUAACCCAAAUGUUACAUCUAUACAGCAGUCUUCCCUUACCUCAGUUCCUAAUCCUCCAUGUUCCCAGAGCAACCGUGUGUUUGACGGCACGUAUUCCAAAGAGGUAGAAGCCAUCGACGAAUGGGUGGCUGAAGCCUAUCAUCUUGCUGAGCAUGUCUUGACAGCAAUACUAACCCACUUAUCAGUUAAGGAUCUGAUCCAUUGGCGAGACCCCAAGAAGUCGGGCUUGGUGUUUGGGCUGUCCAUGCUGAUGCUGCUGUCGCUGGCAGCCUUCAGCGUCAUCAGCGUGGCUUCCUACCUUCUGCUGGCCCUGCUCUGCGUCACCAUCACCUUCCGCAUCUACAAGUCUGUCGUCCAGGCCGUGCAGAAGUCCAGCGACGGACACCCCUUCAAAACUCUGAUAGAUAAGGAUGUCAGCAUCCCCCCAGAGACUUUCCGCAAGCACGUGGACGCCAGUCUGACCUACAUCAACCGAGCCCUGAAGCAGAUGAGCCGCCUCUUCCUGGUCGAGGACCUUGUGGACUCCCUAAAGCUGGCAGUGGUCAUGUGGCUGUUCACCUACGUAGGCGCUGUCUUCAAUGGAAUCACCAUUCUCAUCCUGGCCGACAUCCUCCUCUUCGCCGUGCCUCCCGUCUACGAGAAGAACAAGACCCAGGUUGAUCAGUACAUCGACGUGAUACGUACUCAAGUCAACACCACAAUGGCCAAGUUGCAAGAGAAACUUCCGGGAGCUGUGAAGCGCAGCAAAACUGAAUGAUCAACCCACCAAUUGGAAACCUCCAUGUCACCAUCAUCUUCAUCGCCAUCAUUAUCUUAGUUUCCCCCCCCCCCCCCGUACCCUCUCCCACCCCCCCUCUCGAGAUAACCCCCUGCCCCAGUCUAACUCCUCCUCCCUACUCCAUCAACCAUCACCACCCUACUACACUGAACCUUGCUAGGUAGAAACAUCUCUGAGCUACUCGAUAUUUAAUGUAAAAAAACAAACAAACAAAAAAACUACUGCGCCGCUUAACUUGCAAGCAUAAAAAAGAACUGUGCCUGUGCAGACAGGAAGCGUGUCAAUAGCGAGGAAGCGACGUAGCGCUGCGGCGGACCCUCACUGUCUGUGGGUGCGCCACAGGGGAAUGGAGGCAGGGUCGAGUGAACUAGACUGAAUCUAUGACCUGGUUUAGUCGUGUACAGCGAGCAGGGGGUGGAUGAUUGCUGUCUAAUGUCACAAAAAAAGCAAAUGUCUGUACUUUAAGACCACACAUUUCCCUGACGGUUAAUGGAUCAUUUAAGAUGGAAAAAGUAAAAAUGUAAAAAAAAUCUAAUAAUAAAACCAAUGGUUUGGGUGUAAUCUAGUCUUAUCCUGCUCUCUUGCUCUACAGCUGUUGGAUAGAUAUGAGGCUGGUAAUGGGUUUGCUGUUGCUGAUUGGCCUGUUAUUGAGUUAGUUUUCAUUCACCUUACAGGCACUUGUGUAUGUAAGUAUCUGCAAUGCACUGAACUUUUAUUUUUUUUUAAACUCUUGAGCAGGUUGAAAUAAAAGGAUUGGAACACUGAGCCAGCUGUGAUAAUUUGGUCUAGUUCACCCUCUUGAUCAGAAGCAUUUCCUGGACAGUUUUCUGUAUGUAUAUACACCUUAAGACAACUACAGGCUCUCUCUGCUGUAUGGCACAUGUUAGCCUCGCUUUUUAUAUCAAAGGAAAGUUCCCUCACUUACAGCAGUCCUAACUCUGUCAAAGUCUCACAUUCGCUUCUGAAUUUUUAUUAUUCUUAUUACUAUUAUUAAUAUUAAUUAUAGGACGGCUGCUUUGACUCACUAGUAGCUUGACAACAGCAUUGUAAGAGUUAUGUUAAGUGUCAUUGAGCUUCAUCAUUUUAAAACUGGAGGUCUCUGAGGCCUCCUGAGAAAUGAUUCCUGAUUGUUGGAUAAGUUAAGAGAUGUGUUAUCACACCCUUAAAUCUCAAAAAGGUUUUCCCAGCUUGCUGUUGGUGUUUAAAAAAAAUAAUUAAAUAAUAAUAGAUCUACUGCUGAACUGUUCGGAUUUUCAAAACUGGAGUAUAGAGUGUGCCACCAAAAUAAAUAUUGACUUUUACAGUGUUUUUAAGAGUUCACUUUAUAGCUUUCUCCGAGAGAUACGCUUUACAGCGCUGAAAGAAAGAAGCUUGUAAGUGAAAUAAAGUUUAAAACCCAAUCAAAUUAUAAUCAAUUGAACUAAUUGAUACUUUUGAAGUAUAACAAUUUGAAUUCGUAAUAGUCUUUAAAAAUGCAUUAAUGUCUUAUAAUUCCACACUGUUUUAAGGCUAUAACUAUUUUUGGCGCAGUUGACACUCCAUACGAAAACCUAUACAGUGACCUUAGAGGGAGUUUAGAGGUUAGGGGUUUGUAUAACAAAACAGUGGGUACAAUGUUAAUAUAAGCGUGUAGCUGGGGAUAUAUGGACGCGGUUUUGGUUUGGAGUGGUUAUUAUAGAGCUCUGUUUGUCACUUGGUUCUUUUUAUUUGACAGCCAUGAAGCGCAUGUCAUAGUGUAAGCUGGAAACAGAUUCUCGCCCUUUAUAUAGGCUGUAUCAUAUUCUCGACCCUGACUUUUGUUUAAUAUGAUUAUUACUUGUGACUGUUUCAAUGGUGUUUUUGAACUCAGUAAAAAAAACCAUAGUUAUAUGUUAGCACUACUGCUACGUCUGCCUAUUGUUUUUAAGGGAUGAAUAUAUAGAAGGAAAUGACAAGUAUGUUGGUGUUGCUGUUCAUUUUAUUUGUGCCCCAAAAUAAGUUUGCACGGAGUUAAUGUCCCCUCAAUACUGAAUAGCCAACAGCCUCUCAAAGCAGUAACUACUCAAACAACUACGUCUGCCUGUGUACUGAAUGUUUUCUCUGGUGGAACAUUCCUCCCCAUGCAUGCCCUCCACUGUGCGUCGUCUCACUGUGAUCGCCUCACAGAUGUCUUGGUUGACCCCUCGUGCAUGCUGUCUCAUUUAGACUCUGGGCGUUAAAGCCAAAAUAUGCAACGUUUCUGUUGGAGAUGCUAGCUCUUAGCCACACCCCUUCAGUUGGGCAGGUUAUGGCCCCCUGUGACUUGUCAGCUCGCCUGAGGCUGAGCUGAGCAGCAUCUGUAAAGGUGCUAAAGCAGCAGACGGAAAGUGUGAGGGAGCAUCAGGUCUGAACACUGAGACCGAUAAUGUUUAUUAUGCAUCCUGAUUAUUUAUUUUAAUGUGUAGAAGUUGCAUAUUGUAGCUUUAAGUUGUCAUUUUCAUCUAAAAGCUUAACGUCGCGCAAGCUAUUGAAGCGCUUUUGCUUUAGAUGUUUGGUUUACAUUUAUUCGGUUUAUUUAAAGGGUCAGUUCAACCAAAUUACAACAAAGAAUACACGUCUCUGACUGUCACCCAAAAUUCAGAGAACCAAAGUUACAUUUGGUAUGUCAUUUGUUGUGCUCGGAGCUUUGAAUUCUGACUUUUUGAGGGACUAUUUCUUUUAGAAUGUAGUUCCAAGGAAAUCUGUUCACAGUGAGGAGCAAAUUCCUUUAACAUCCACUGUCUUGUGUUGGAGGUGGGAAUCUCAGAGACACUGAAUUUAAUCUGAAACAGUUUUAGUUUGAACUGACCCUUUUAAUGUUUAACCAGAUACCUGUCAGUCUGACCUUACCCCAGAAGUGUGGCGCUAUGAAAGGUAAUUAGCUUUCCAUAUGCACAUCACCUUUAACUUUAGUUCAGGAGAGGCCAUGUUACCUGUGUUAGUGUGCUGCCAAGGCUAAACAGAUCACUACUUUUAAGAUUCAUAGUUGGCUUAUUUCUUUAGAGUGUAAUAUAUAACAUGAAUAAAAUAUGUUCCCUCACAGCAUGUUGCUUUUCUCCUUUUCCUGUUUGUCCCUGUGUUUUCAUCAGGUAUGGGAGUGUGUGGCAGGAGUGUGUUUGACUUUUUGUUUUUUUUUGUCUCUGGAGAGUCUUGUUUUGCUUUUGACUCUAUACUGGUUUCUAGACGUUGUUCACUAACAUCAGCUCUGUUUUGUAUUAGCUAUGACUUUGGUUCCGAUUUUUGAAGCUUUGGGAAAGAUGUUGCAGGAACAAAAGAAGAAAACAAAAAAAAAGAAAACAGGAAAAAAAAGUUUGUGGUCUCUGUACUGAUGUCAAAGUGAAAUUAAUAAAAACACGUCAAAGGAC